Molecule: messenger RNA, 396 nt
Organism: Suncus etruscus (white-toothed pygmy shrew)
Lineage: Eukaryota; Metazoa; Chordata; Mammalia; Eulipotyphla; Soricidae
Product: ER membrane protein complex subunit 5-like
Exons: 1
Coding region: 1-396 (131 amino acids)
Cellular component (GO): plasma membrane; EMC complex; Golgi apparatus
Source: RefSeq, a predicted model, not a curated record
AUGGCGCUGCCUCUAUGGAAGGGGCUGGUGGGCAUCGGCCUCUUUGCUCUGGCCCACGCUGCCUUCUCCGCUGCACAGCAUUGUUCUUAUAUGAGAUUAACAGAAAAGGAAGAUGAAUCACUGCCAAUAGAUAUACUUCUUCAGACACUUCUGGCCUUUGCAGUGACCUGUUAUGGUACGGUUCAGAUGGCAGGGGAAUUUAAAGACAUGGGUGCCACUUCUGAGCUCAAAAGUAAGACAUUUGACACGUUAAGGAAUCACCCCUCCUUUUACGUAUUUAAUCACCGCGGGAGAGUACUAUUCCGGUCUUCAGAUCCAGUGAACUCUUCAAAGCAAGAUGCGCUGUUGUCCCGUACAUCGUUGAAGUUAAGGAAAUUUGAAUCACUGAGCCGUUAG